AAAUCUCUUCUUCCUCUCUCUCUCUCGCCUCCCACCCCCGAAGCCUAAAAAAUGUCGCUCUCCAAGCCCCUUUUCUCCCACCUCAAAUCCCUAAAACCCUACCGGAACCCCGUUCCCACCGCUGCCGCCGCCCCCUUCCGCCUCCUCUCCUUCGCCACCCCCGAGGAGGCCGCCGCCGAGCGCCGCCGCCGCAAACGCCGCCUCCGCAUCGAGCCACCCCUCUCCUCCCUCCGCAAUCACCCCUCCUCCUCCGCCCCCCGCCGCGCCCCGUCGGGCCCCAAAAUUGCAUCCAAUCCCAACGUCCCCAAGCUCCCGGAGUCCGUCUCCGCCCUCGCCGGCAACCGUCUCAACCUCCACAACCGCAUCCUGACCCUCAUCCGCGAGAACGACCUCGACGAGGCCUCCCUCCUUGUCCGCCACUCCAUCUACUCCAACUGCCGCCCCACCAUCUUCACCUGCAACGCCGUCCUCGCCGCCCUCCUCCGCCAGUCCCGCUACGCCGACCUUCUCUCCCUCCACCGCUUCAUCACCCAGGCGUCCGUCGCGCCCACCAUCAUCACCCACAACCUCUUCCUCCAGGCGUACUGCGACUGCCGCAAGACCGACACCGCCCUCGAGCACUACCGCCUCAUCCUCAAAGACGCCCCCUUUAACCCCUCCCCCACCACUUACCGCAUCCUCGUCAAGGGCCUCGUCGACAACGGCAAGCUCGACCAGGCCCUCGAGCUCAAGGACGACAUGAUCGCCAAGGGCUUCUGCGCUCCCGACCCCAUCGUCUACAACUUCCUCAUGGCCGGCUUUGUCAAGAACGACGAUGCCGACCGCGUCCUGUCCCUCUUCGACGAGCUCAGGGAGAAACUCGGCAGCGGCACAAUCUACGAUGGGGCCGUCUACGGGAAUCUCAUGAAGGGUUACUUCAAGAAAGGCAUGGACAAGGAGGCGAUGGAAAUCUACAGUGAAGUUCUUGGCGAUGGUUCCAAAGUCAGGUUCGGGGCGGCGAGCUACAAUUCGGUGCUGGAUGCGCUGGGAAGGAACAGUAAGUUGGAGGAGGCACUUGGUUUGUUCGAGAGGAUGAUGAACGAGCACAACCCCCCUCGGAGGAUCACCGUGAAUUUGGGGACCUUCAAUGUGAUGGUGGACGCGUAUUGCCUUGCCGGAAAGUUCGAUGAGGCGAUUGCUGUGUUUAAGAGGAUGGGUGAGAAGAAAUGCAGCCCGGAUACACCGUCUUAUAACAAUCUCAUUGAUCAAUUGGGGAAGAAUAAAUUAGUCGCUGAGGCUGAGGAGCUGUACAGGGAGAUGGGCGAGCGUGGGAUCAACCCGGAUGAGUACACCUACGUUCUGUUGGUGGAAGCUUGCCUCGGAGUGGAUAGGGUGGAUGAUGCCACAGGAUACUUCAACAAGAUGGUGGAAUUGGGCCUGAGGCCAAAUACAAAUGCGUACAAUAAGGUUAUCGGGGGGUUGGUGAAUGCGGGAAGGCUUGAUGAGGCGACGGGGUUCUUUAACCAGAUGAAGGAGAAGGAUGUGAAGCCGAACAUUGCGAGUUAUGAGAUGCAGUUGAAGGCAUUUGUCGAGGCAGAGAGGUUGGACGACGGACUUAAGAUGGUUAGGGAGAUACUGUUAGAUGAUGGGGUGGCUUUCAGUGAAGAAAUGAAGGAGCUUGUGGAGGGGGCGUUGAGGAAAGAAGGGAGAGAGGAUGACUUGGGCAAACUGUACAAGGAUGUAGAAAGGGAGAAAGCUGAGGCAUUGGCUCGAGCGGCAGAAGAGAAGGCGAGAGCUGAGGCUCUUGCCAAGGAAGAAAAGGAGAGGAAGAAGGCCGAGGCUGCUGCAAAGGAGGCAGCUGCUGCCAGAGCUAGUGCCGCAGCUAUAGAAGCUGUUUUGGGACGGAGAAAGCAAGAGGCAAAGGAGGAGUCCAUGCCUGAUGGUGCCAGUGGUUCUGAUGGGGGAUCGCUGGAAGAAGAGAGGAAUGAUAGUGGAUCAGUUGAAGAAUUGAAAGGCAGAGAUGGAGAAGCUAUCAAUGCGAGUUUACCUGAUGGUGAAGUGCUGAAACAAGCGAGCGAUGGUAGUAGCUCGACCGAAGAAACGAAGGAAGGAGCUGGAUAUGCUGCUCAACAGGUAUCAGCUUCACAAAUCUGAGCUUGUUUCACAGUAUCCAUUAUAAAAUCUUGAUGAGGAGAGUUCUUCUCGGUGCUAGUUAUUUCAUCUGUUGAGGUCAUUCUGAACUGUCAAGGAAAAUGUAGCUCAUCUUUUAUUAUUAUUAUUAGGGUUGUCAUUUGAAAUGUGAUUAAGGUUUCUAUAAGCUAGGUUAUUAGUCAUCAUUUGGAAAUGAAAGCUUUGGCUUGGGAUGUGUUCCAUUCAUUGUAAUCUGAAAAUCCUGAAAUCUGAUACUAAUAGACAUUUUGGAGUAUUUCAAAAUUAUCAUUAUCUGUUAGAAUGUA
Messenger RNA from Phoenix dactylifera (date palm), 2435 nucleotides. RefSeq names its product pentatricopeptide repeat-containing protein At3g49240, mitochondrial-like. The record is from RefSeq and is a predicted model, not a curated record. Gene Ontology annotation, molecular function: protein binding. NCBI's taxonomy places the organism in Eukaryota, Viridiplantae, Streptophyta, Magnoliopsida, Arecales, Arecaceae.